This is a messenger RNA of Tilletiopsis washingtonensis, 1851 nucleotides long. RefSeq lists its product as hypothetical. Gene Ontology annotation, molecular function: ceramide glucosyltransferase activity. NCBI's taxonomy places the organism in Eukaryota, Fungi, Basidiomycota, Exobasidiomycetes, Entylomatales. Bases 20 to 1627 code for a protein of 535 amino acids. Gene Ontology annotation, cellular component: membrane. The record is from RefSeq and is a predicted model, not a curated record. Gene Ontology annotation, biological process: glucosylceramide biosynthetic process. The transcript has 3 exons.
UCAUCACCCUUCAACGUCCAUGGCGGCCGCUGCGUCUGCAGCCGACGCUGCAUCGGCCCUGCCGCCGCUGCCGUCGCUGCUCGCCGCGCUGGCGCUGGCGUGGUACGCGGCCAUCUGGUGCAUCUCGCUGCUCGGCCUGCACACGGCGCGCCGCCUCUACAGCCCGCCGAUUCCUGCCUCGCCGCUCUCGUCGCUGGCAGACGACGUGCAGCGCGCUGCAGCGAACGGCACUCCAGCGCAGACUUGCGGCGCAUCGGCCAGCCCCAGCGCGCCCGGCGUCUCGAUUCUGCGCCCGCUCGCCGGCCUCGACCACAACCUGCUCGGCAACCUGUGCGCCGCCUUCGAGCAGCGCUACCCGCGCGACUCGUUCGAGAUCAUCCUCAGCGUGCGCGACGAGCACGACCAGGCGCUCGCGGUGGCGCGUGAUGUGGCGGCGCGCUAUCCGGAGGUGAAGAGCAGGAUCGUCGUCGGCGACGAAACCGCGGGCGUGAACCCCAAGAUCAACAACCUCGUUGUGCCCUACUCGCUGGCCGCCUUCGACAUCCUCUGGGUCCUCGACGCGCAGUGUUCGCUCUCGCCGACGGCGCUGGGCCGUGCUGUCGAUGCACUCGUGCGCUCUCCGCCAGCCGUGCCGAGUCCGCGCUUCCUGCGUCGCCUUCCGCUCUUCGGCGGUGCGACCUACGCACGCGGCAGCACCGCGCGUGUCGGGCUGGUGCACCAUGUGCCGCUUGCUGUCUCGCCAUCAGCCAAUCUCGGCUCGCAGGUGGAGCGGGCCUUCCUCAGCACCAACCACGCCAAGAUGUACCUGGCGAUCAACACGCUGAGCGUCGACUCGUGCGUGAUGGGCAAGUCGAACCUGUUUUGCAAGUCGGAUCUGGCGCGCGUGCCCGACGCCUUCUUUGGCGUCGACGAGCAGGGCACGAGCGGCGAGGCGGGCGCCAUUGGCAGCAGUGCCUUUGCCGCGACCGCCUCGACGGAGGGCGUGGCGAGCGGCGCCGCACGGCCACUGGCGCGCUUCUCCAUCUACCUGGCAGAGGACAACAUGCUGGCGCUCUCGCUCAUGCGGCCACCGCUCGGCCUGCAUCACGCGCUGGCGCCCGGCGAUGCAGUGCACACGUCGGUCGGCGGCAUCUCGUCGCUGCGCGCCUACGCCUCGCGGCGCAUGCGCUGGAUCCGCGUGCGCAAGCGCAUGGUCCUUGCCGCCACACUGCUGGAGCCCAUCACCGAGAGCAUCGUCGCCGGCCUGCUCGCCGCUUGGGGCCUGCGGCGGCUUGUGCUGGCGCCGCGCGAGCUCGGCGGCACCGCGGAGGCGUGCGCUCUGGCCGCCUUUCUUGCAGCGCACCACGUGCUCUGGUACAACGUCGACUACGGCGUCAUGCUUGCGCUGCGAGCCGGCACGCCGUUACCGCCCAGCGAGCGCGGCGUGUUCCGCAUUGCGUACGCCGUGCGCGAGCUGCUGGCGCUGCCGAUCUGGGUCGGCGCGAUGUGCGGCAACACAGUCACCUGGCGCGAGCAGCGCUUCCGCAUCCUGCCGUCCGGUCGAGCAGCGCAUGCCGAGCCAGCAGCGCGGUGGCGGCGCGGCGGCUAUGAGCGGAUACGAGGCGAGGAAGAUGAGCGAGCUGCAUGAGCCCAAUGCAUACAUUAUACCGCUCUGCUUGCGUGGCGGCAUCGUGUGACAGCAUGAUCCCAUUCGCUGCGAGUGUGCACGUAUGUGCAGCUGUCGCAUCCCUCCUCGUGACUCCCUCUCUGGCCCUCGAUGCCAUCUCCCGUCAACCUGGUCGAAGCUGCGCUGGCAGCUGCCUGACCAUCCUCCCAUCGACCCCAACCGCUCCUUCCAUCCCCCUCUCGAUC